Lactuca sativa (garden lettuce) is the source of this 1437-nucleotide messenger RNA. Its product is annotated as protein FAR1-RELATED SEQUENCE 5. The record is from RefSeq and is a predicted model, not a curated record. NCBI's taxonomy places the organism in Eukaryota, Viridiplantae, Streptophyta, Magnoliopsida, Asterales, Asteraceae.
AUGGAUUUUCAUACAGAAGACGGCGAUUACAACGAUGAUUUAUAUUCAAUGCAGGAUGGAAUAGAUCAUACUUUUGGUGAUAGUCUGUUCGAUGACCAACAUCAUGGAAUUGAUAAAAAUCCAAUAGAAGAUUGUUAUAUUUAUGAUUAUAUUGAUCUAGAUGCAAACGUUUUAGGUGAUAUUUCAAUUGAAGACAAGACAUUGGGUGUAUUUGAUGAUAAUCAAUCUAAUGAUAAUCAUCAGCAUGUGAUUAUUAAUGGAAAACAGUAUUGGAUUCCAAAGGCCCCUGAUGAAGUUAAGCCAAAACUUAAAGGUCAUUACAGGUCCUAUGAAGAUAUAACAGAUAUGUAUUACAAGUAUGCUCUUGCAGCAAGUUUUGAUGUUAGAAAAACGACAAAUGGGAAAAAUGGGCAUGGUAUUAUUAGAUUGAGAUACCUCGUGUGUAACAGACAAGGUCUUCCUAAUACAGGUCAUGUUGAUACAUUGAACCCAAACAGAAGUAAGAUAAAAAGAAAGACUGAUAGUCGAAGGACUGGAUGCAAUGCUUGUAUCAGAUUUAGGAUGAUAAAAGGAAGCUCUACAUGUCUUUCUAAUCAGAACGUUUGUGCCACCCAAGCUCACAGGCUAUUUACUGCUAUUAAUGGUGGAUACAAUAUUAUUGGAGGCACUGUUGAUGAUUUUAAAAUUUUGAUGAGGGAUCUUAAUUGCUUUAUAGGUGGAACUGAUGCUCAAAUGUUAGUCGAUAAGAUGACAAACAGAACAAAAAAUGUUCCUAAUUUUUCAUUCGAUUUCAGAGUAGAAAAUAAGCAACUCAACGCUAUGUUUUGGGCUGACGAGACCUCAAAGAUAAAUUAUAAAGAAUUUGGUGAUGUUGUCUCCUUUGAUGCCACAUUCCGAACAAACAGGUAUGACAUGGUAUUUGUUCCUUUCACUGGAAUCGACAAUCACAAAAAGUGUGUUACUUUUGGUGCUGGAUUGCAUAGCAAAGAGGAUAUCGACUCAUACACAUGGUUGUUGAAAUCUUUUCUUAAAGCCUUUGGUAAACAACCAAUAUUGGUAUCGUUGGAUAUUGUCAACGACGAGGAAUUUAAGUUACUGUUCAACUCCUUGAUAUGGAAUACUAAGCUUGAAGAGAAAGAUUUCGAACAGGGAUGGCAAGCACUAUUGGAUGAAUAUGAUCUUAACGAUAAUACUUGGUUAAGUAGAAUGUACAACUUGAGACAUUCAUGGAUUCCUGCAUUUUUCAAAAGAGUCCCUAUGUCAGGUCUCAUGAGAACAACAUCUCGUUCUGAGAGUCAAAACUCAGUCUUUCAUCAAAACACUCAUUAUGGAUCAACUUUAGUAAACUUUAUGAAUUUGUUUGAAUUUGCCAUGGAGAAGCAACGUUAUACUCAAUCCUCUUUGGACUUCAAAAAAAAGACAAAUUCCCUAAAAUGA